CUCCCUCUCUUGCUGGGUAUAAGAGCACAUUUGUGAUGGAGUCCACGUUCAUUCGUUCACGUUUGUGCAGCUGAGACGAGUUCUUGGAUUGCAAGCUCCAACCCGGCCAUGAAGCUCAUUUUGCUCUUCACAGCCUCCCUCACCUGGGCCUUCCAGCAGCAGGCUGAGCCGUCCAAGUACCAGUACCGCGACCCCGUGACCUCCGACCUCCUCCUUUGCGACCAGUGUCCCCCCGGCACGGCCGUGAAGAAACACUGCACCGCGGACAGGGCCACGGAGUGCCAAGUCUGCCCGGAGAGGCAUUUUGCCGACAGCUGGCACUGGGGGGACUCGUGCCAAUAUUGCACCUCGGUGUGCAAAGAGAGGCAGCUGGUGAAACACGAGUGCAACAGCACCCACGACCGAGUGUGCGAGUGCGCUGCAGGUUUCCACCUGGUGGUCGAGUUCUGCAUCACGCACAGCUCCUGCCCGGCCGGCUACGGAGUUGCAGCUUUAGGUACGCCGGUGAGCGACACCGUGUGCAAGCAAUGCCCCGCUGGCCAUUUCUCCAGCAGCCGCUCCUCCGCAGAAGCAUGUCGACCGCACAGAAACUGCACCGACUCGGGCCUGAAGACGCUGAGAUGGGGGACGUCCACUUCAGACAGCAUCUGCGGGAGUCAGGGCCAGAUUAUGGCCAUCGAUUGCGCUCAUCAGCACACUUUGUGCCGCACAGACGUGCUGCUGUGCGAGGAGGCCGUCUUCCAGUCGCUCGCCUCCCUGCAGCUGUCCUCCGUGCCCCUGGAGCGUCUGCUGGAGAGCCUUCCCGGCCGGCGGGUGGACGGCAAGAGCGUGGAGAGGCUGAAGAAGGCCUGCUCUCCACAACAGCAAGUCCUCCAGCUGCUGCGGCUCUGGAGGCAGCAGAACAAAGACCAGGACAAGCUCUACGGUAUCAUAAAAGGCGUGAACCUCUGCGAGCGGAAAAUCUCCCGCUGCAACAGCCUGAAAAACGUAACUCUGGGCGACCUCCUGGAAGUCACCGACAGCUUGCCGGGGGUUAAAGUUCACCAGGAGGAUGUGUCGGCGCUGGCGGCCAUGUGCCUCCCCAAGCAGUACAUUCUGCAGCUCCUGCACCUGUGGAAGACGGCCAACUUUGACCUGGAUCUGGUCAAAGGUCUUUCUCACAGCGUCAGGGUGCUGCGCAGCAAAGGGGCGCCUCGCUACCUGUUGAAGGGCUUGAAGAAGAUCAGCCGCAUUAUUGGCUCCACCUCCACGCGCAAGACCUACGAGAAGAUGUUUGUUAGCAUGCUGCAGGACGAGCUGUGUUUUAAAACUCUAAAGCCGUUCAACGAAUGAACCAACAUUUCCAUUAGGGGUGGGCAUUUGACUAAAUUGACUUUCAUCGACCAUCGGGCAGAUGAACGACCAAUGAAGUGGUUUGUUUUAUGAAUUGUUCACGUUUUUUAAUUGGUUGAGAGAACGGGCAGCGCGUCUGCCUUGCAGUUCUGAGGCUUUUGCGGUUCCAAUCCCCAAAUUUGACCUGUAGAGAUUGCAUGUUCUCAUAGUACUAGCGUUGGUUUUCUCCGGGUGCUCUGGCUUCCUCCAACAUUCUGAAAAAACUUGGCUGCAUCUUAGAUUCAUUGAAUUGUCCAUAGGUGAGAAAGUAAGUGGUGUACGCCUCCUCUUGUUGAAAGUUCAGGAUAGGUUUCAGUUCAUCCACAACCUCAAUGGGGACAAAUACUAUAGAAAGUAUAGUGGACUGGCAACCAGUCCAGGGUCCACACCGCUGCUUCCCCUGCUAUUGACUCUUAACUCACACGCUAACCCAAAUGAGGAUGAUUGGGGAAAUCACACUGUGUAUGUUCUGAACUCCUUUUUUCAUUGUCUUACUGAUGAGAAUCAUCCUUCCUGCUUACGAAAUGUUCUUCGUCUUCAGACAACAAACCCGUUGCCGGUGACUCAACAGCGCCUCCGCUGGUUGCAGUCAAAAAAAGUAUUUCAUAUCGCCUCGACUGCUACAAGACUCGAGAACUCCCGAGUGCUCACGGCCACACAGUCAGCGAGUGUGAAUGACAAAUUGAUUUUCAUGCCCAUCCCUACGCGUAGAUUCACACACUCAACUUGACGGUGGGGGCGACACCGACGACAUAAGCCGACAGUUGCAGCCAGUCAAAACAUUAGGUACACCUAAACAAUCUCGUGGGUCCAAUACGGGAGUUGGAUUUGCAAGUCUGUCAUAUCAAAUGAACAUUACCUCUGUCACAGUUCUUGUGUUAUGAUGAUGAUGAUAAUUGGACUGUGGAUUCAUAUACGAUAGCAUCAAGUCUGUGGGAUGUUACUUAAAGGGGAAAUGCACCGGUUUGCAAGCCGAAAGAAACUUACUUACCAUGGGUCAUGUAAUAUGUAUUCUAUUUUGACAAUGUGAUGUUAAAUUAUCUCAUUUAAUAGUGUUUUGAGAAGAUUUCUAUCGACAAUUCCGAAUGUUCAGGGGCGCUGCCAUUUUUGCGAGUCACAUGACCUACGUGCGCGGAUGUGACGUGUACCGUGCCGCAACAAAGGCUCGACUACAUGGGACACCAUUUGUGCCUGGCGCCGAUUUCUCAUUUUUAUCCUCAUCUGAUGAAGAAAUAGCGUAUUGGUUGAUCGGGAAGACGGAGGAAUACUUCCAUACAGAUUUGAACCAGUGGCUGUAAAUAAUGUUGAAUAUUCGGAUGGUUCUUUGGGCGGAAUGACGGGGAGUCUGACGACUCGGAGGCCUACGCGCGUGGUCCUUCGGACGGGAAUGACGCGGAGUCUGACGAGCGAGCUCCGGUGGCGGGCCGCCAGCCGAGCUUCGGGGAGCGAGCUAACGGCCUCCCCGGGUGCCGAAGCUCGGCGAACCGCCUCCACGGACGCCGAAGCUUGGCUAACGGCCUCCCCGGAUGCCGAAGCUCGCCUAACGGCCUCUGCCGCCGCCGCCAGAGCUCGCUCGUCAGACUCCAUCCCAUUCCGCCCGAAAAACCAUCCUGAAAAUUCAUAAUUGUCGAUAAAAAUCUUCUCAAAACACUAUUAAAUAAGAGCGGAUUUAAUAUCGCAUUGUCAAAAUAGAGUACAUAUUACAUGACCUAUUGGAUACAUUGUUCAUGCAAACGAAUGGAUUUCCCCUUUAAGCACAAAAAGAUACGUUAUUAUAAAGAGGCGUUUAUAGUAUUUCUUAUACCCCUUAUAAGGGCGAAUAAUUAAGACGCAAAUACUUUUGCCCACUUUCAGUUAUUUUGAGGAAUAAUAAUCAUGGGAUUUUUUUUUUUUUUUAUUUCUAGGCAGACCAUAACUCCAUCUUUGGGAAAUAUUUCAUGGGUAUCGUUUGAGUCUGUGAAAGGUAAUAAAGAAACUAUUUAAAAUGUAAAUAGUACUAUUUUAUGAAAAGUGGGCAGGAAAAUUUUGUAUGUUUAUUUUUUAUUUCUGAUUGCUUUCUCGCCACUUGAGAGGAAGGAUUUGAUUUCUUGAUGAAAUCCAGGUAUGAGCUAUAUACUGUAAGUCCUUUGUUUGAUGCUUUGUCUGCGACUGCUGGCAAGUGAAGCUUAUAGGGAUUUUAUUUUGUAAUUUUCAGCUUUAUGAAUGUAAAAUUGUGUUCUAUUUAAAAA
Syngnathoides biaculeatus (alligator pipefish) is the source of this 3599-nucleotide messenger RNA. Its product is annotated as tumor necrosis factor receptor superfamily member 11B-like. The transcript has 6 exons. NCBI's taxonomy places the organism in Eukaryota, Metazoa, Chordata, Actinopteri, Syngnathiformes, Syngnathidae. The record is from RefSeq and is a predicted model, not a curated record. Gene Ontology annotation, molecular function: protein binding. The coding region runs from base 109 to 1332 and encodes 407 amino acids.